AUGUCGACACUUGCCAACACGGAUCCACAUAAGUGGAACCUAGAACUCCUAGACAUUAUAAUUCUGCACCCUUCAUGUGGGGAGCAAAGCAUAUUCCUCAACGUCCUCACGCCUGCCAACGCGGCUCCCGACUCUGAGUGUCUACUACCGGUCAAGGUUUGGAUCCAUGGCGGGGGCAAUGCAGCGGACAGCGCCUCCAACCCGUUGUACAACGGGUGUUACCUAGCACUGGAUGCUAUCGUGGUCAUGAUAAACUACGCCCUUGACCCGUUAGGGUAUCUUGCGCUCAAACCAGCGGGUCUCUUCGGGAAUUAUGGAAUUCAAGACCAGCUGCUUGCACUACAGUGGAUUCAACGAAACAUUGCCGCGUUCGUGUUAUCAUGGAAUCUGGCGGGGGAGGAGAUCUACCCUCCAUAUCUCAAGUCCCGGAUUGUGGAGGCCUGGGGCUGUGAUGCUGCUAAUAUCGGUUGUAUCCGGAGUUUGAAUGUGACGGUUAUGAAUAACACACUGGACCGGAAUCUCAUGGUCGCCUUUUAUCGAAGGCAAAACGGUCCCAGCGCAACCCGUCAGAUAGGUACGCAAGUGUCUGCUAUCAUCAGCACCAAUGAAAAUGAAGGGACAAUCUUCUGGCUGUCAUCUGGAGUAUCGUUCGCUGCCUUCAAUGAGGAGAUGUACGACACGUUUAUCGACUACAACUUCGGACCCUGUAACGGUAGCGUCAAAGCACGAUAUCCCGUGUCCCGGUGCCCUACAUAUCGGGCCCUAAAGGGUGCAGUGAAUAAGAAUAUCCCGGCGUUCUCGUAUCGACUCAACCAUACACCGAAUUGUGCAUGGCUUCCAGGCUUCCCUCAGCAUAGGAAGUUUCUCGACGCAUUGGGAUACACCCAUCUGUCUGAGCUUCCCUUCGUAUUUGGGAUCAAGGAUCGUCUCCCACCGACAAAUGGAAAUUGCUCAUCCACGCCACAGGAAGUGGGCAUAAGCGAUUUUAUGGUAAAUGCAUGGAUGUCCAUGGCAAGGCGACAAGAAUUAGGACCAUCAAAUGUCUGGCCGGCUUGGAGCAUGGAGAAGAGCAACGGGGUGAUUUUUGGCGCUCUUCCAUCAGUGGGAUAUCAAGACUACAUGACUUGUGACUUUUGGAACCCCAUCACAGCUAGUAUAUUUGAGCUCGUUCAGACUGAGGUUUCCUAG
Messenger RNA from Exophiala aquamarina CBS 119918, 1188 nucleotides. RefSeq lists its product as uncharacterized. The record is from RefSeq and is a predicted model, not a curated record. Bases 1 to 1188 code for a protein of 395 amino acids. The transcript has 6 exons. NCBI's taxonomy places the organism in Eukaryota, Fungi, Ascomycota, Eurotiomycetes, Chaetothyriales, Herpotrichiellaceae.